CCCUAAUCACCUGCAAGUCAGGCAGUCCCCAGCCAAGGAGGGGAGAUGUAUCGAGGCGAAAAAAGGUGGAGGACUUUAGAGUAAAGGGUAAGAGGGUGCGGUAUGUAAGGUUCAGGUGGCCAUCCAAGUGGCCGUCACUCACGUCAAAGUGCCUUGGUGCUGGGUGUGAAAUUUCCAAGUUCUGUUUCUCUUUUCCCCCAAUAUCAUAAUCGCUGUUCCCUCCCGACACCCACACUUUCCGAGGAAGAGGGAGGGCCCUUGGGAUCUGUUUUCUCUCGAGUCCUUACUCUUUUGCGCCUCAUAGGUCUCAUAUUCGACACGUGGAGGAGCAGCCCAUUCGAAGAAUUAGCUUGAAAGCCGAGAGAGCCCGUCUGGCCCGGACCGAUCUGGAAAUUGUGCCGGUGGAGACGCAAACAGGAGUUUGGCUUAUUACCCCCCUUGGUCCUGGGUGCCUUCGUAUGACGGCCAUCGUCUCAUUUCUUUGUGUCGCCGUCGGAGUGGGAGGAUCGCUCGGGAGGAAUCUGCUCAGCUGUGCAACCGAACCCUUACCACGAACGAAAGAAACCAACAAGAAGCUAAGCAGCAAAUUGUCAUCUGUGGGACAGGAAACAUUGAGCAACAAUACCAAAAUCGCAUGGAGAAUUGUCGACCUGUCUGGCUCACCAAAACCGCAUGCAUCGAUAGCGCGGGUUGUCAACCUGCUUUGACAAGGUAGUUCCCUCCACAUCCAAAUCCACGAAGCUCUGCCAUAUGAAAAUCCGCCCGGCCAAACCUACGAGCCAAAGCAGCCUUUCUACCCCCAAUGCUUUUUGCUGCUCUUGGCAGGAAGAGGCUUUCGCGAGAAGGAAAAGAAGACCUGGGCUGACCAGAAGGACAGAGGUCGCCGCCGCGCCGGUUCGUCGAGAUGGGGCGAACCUCUAAAUUCACAUUCCCCGUCCCCGGGAGGAAACAGAAACCGCCGUUUGGCCCGAUUGUGUCGGGGCCCAUGUCGAAAGCGCAAAAGAUUCUAGGAACCGCCGAGAUCAACAUCGACGCUCCGCGACAAUGGGAUUCCGCCUCCAACUCCGGCAUCAGCGUAUGCGUAUCCGAAAGCACGGCGACUUACAACCCGAGCGAAAGAAGCCGAGCAGUGAUGCGCCAUGAAGAGGAGGGCAGUUACGCAGGGAAUAAUCGUAGUAGGAACAACAACACGAACGCGCAAUGGGAACAGGAGUCCGAGAUCGUGCCAGCUUUCUUGACGAACCGAUUCGCGCAGCUGAACACCGAAGGCAGCCAGCGAGAGUUUACUACUGAAACAUCAAGCCUCGCCCGACGUGGCUCAAACUCGACCAUCACCUCGUGGUACGACAAGACGAAGAUGCCGCUUUCGAUAUCGCAGCAGACAUCCUCCUCCGCCAUGGCAAAGGGCCUGCCGCAGAAGGCCAACGCCGUCCUCGAUAUUGAAGGCCAAUCAUCGACCAAUGUGCCAGCACCGUUGAACCUGAAAGCCAAGAAGAGGCCGAGUCGACUAGAUCUUGGGCCAUUGUUGUCUCGGGCUAAGCACAACAGCUUAAGGGGCAAGUCCGACCCUCAGGGAACGAGCUCCGUACAUGGACACGAAUACACCAACCGAUCGCCCUCGCUCGCCUCGGUCACCUCACCCAAGAGCACACCACCGCCAAUCCAGCAAAGAAUCGAGAGGAAACUAACGAGAAAGAGCACGUACGACAGCCUGAACUCGACCGGAAGCCGGCCGAGAACAGGUUCCAGCAGCCGCAGAGGCGCCAACGACAUCAGCACGUUGCCCAACCUGUAUGAGCAUUACGAGCAAAUGUCGUUUGACUCAGUCCUGGGACAUGAUGGUCCUUUGGCUGCUGCAUCAACUCACUCUCUGAAUAGUGUCGCUCACACACCACUAAGAUCGCCGUCCACCACAGACCACCAAAGGAGGAACUUCUCGAGGCCACCUCUGAGACAAGAGGGGACGAUGUCGACAUACCAACCUCAAUUCGGACCACUACCAGAGUCUACUGCCACACCAAGCGGCCACCAACAGACGCAGCCCGAUCGCGAUUGCGCAUCAAGCGUUUCAAGUCGCUACACCAAGACGUCAAAAGCCUCCAAACGAACAAGCCAGAGUCUGAACGGUUCUGAUCUGAUGGAGAAGAGUGUUUUGUCGCUGUCCUCAGACUCGGAAGAUGACUUCUUCCCCGACUCCGUCUCGAAGUUCACCGGGGGUUCUCGCAGCAGUGAUGCGGGAAGUUUGGCUCCUUCAUCGCUAAGAUCGACACACUCUCGAGAUGCGCCGUCAUUAGGGCAAGGCUCGAGAAAGUCUGUCAAACAUGCCAGCUUUGCCCCAACAAACACAUAUCUCACCAUCCCUAGCAAAUCGCCGCCCAGCAAACCACCUAGCGUCAACGCGCGCAUGAGUUCGUUACCUUCAACUACAUAUCGGCCCCCGCCAGCUGCGUCAAACCGGACAUCACAAUACUCGACCAUGUCGACAUCAACCACUGACUCACUCAAUAACUCUUUGAACAACUCUCUGAACAGCUCUCUGAACAGCCGACAAAGUCGCGCGAGUUACGGUGUUCAGGAGGCGCGCGUAAUUGCAGUGCUUCCCCCACAAGAAUCACACGCCAACCCGGAUCGUAUGAUGAGCAACCCACCCCAGCGCAUGCUGUCCACAAAGUCUUCUUCUGUCCAUUCGGUCGACCAGCCAACGCCGCCCAUGAGCCCGACAUCAGUAGAGUCCUUUAUGAGUUCCGGCGGUGGCGCGGCCGCGGACGCCAACAACACCGCAGACUCUCGCUUUAUGGCCGUAACCCGACAGGAAGAGAUGCUGCUCGCGGCUCUCCGGAUGAAGCGCGCUCGCAUGCGCGAAUCGAUCCUGGCCGAAUACGAAGACGAGUCGAGAAGUUCUUCCUCCUUCCAUCAGCGCAACUCGUCGCAGGGCACAAUCACCGAGAUGGACUGGCCCGAACCCCCGCAGACCCUGCGUCAUCAGACAUCGGCAACUUCGAACAGCACCAUCAAGGCCGGAUCGCGCGCCUCUGACAGUCGUCCGGCGUCUUUGGUCAGAGGCCGGAGCCAUCAACGCAGCAACUCCCGCCAUCUUGACUUUCCCGCGCCCUCGUCGCAGCCGGUAUCCGGCGCAUCCUCGAGGACGGGCAGCAUGCGCAAGAUGAGACCGGUCCAAGAGACGACACAGUCGAGCGAGUCCUCCAAGCAGGAGCGCAUUCUGCUGUACUUGGACAGGCCGGUGGGCAACGUCAACUCAAUGGACUUUGCGGAGCCGAGCCCGGACCUGAGCGACUUCAUGGACUUUGACAACGUCAGCGAGGAAGACGAGGAGUUCACAAGCAGUAUGUCCAUGUUCCGGAAUCGGGACCACCACCGUUUCACCAUGGGCGCGGUGGGCAACAAAAGCCGGGGACGGAUGCUGAUGACGGGCGAGAGGGUCCGCCACGAGUCUUCGCCACUGAGACCGAGGGGCGACGACGACGAUUUCGGAAGCCGGAGCGCGAGCACGAAGAGGGCGCCGACUACCGAGAUUGUCGAGAGCGAUAGCGACGUCGAGCCGAUGUUUGGUAUCCCUAGGCCGGAUUCGCCCGUGUCGCCUGAGGGGACCCUGGGUCUUCCUCACCAAGGGCUGUCCAAGAAGAAGGCUGUUCGGCUCAGCGCGGUCGGCAACGCGGGGGUUGAAGCCGGCUGGUGGGGGGACGACGGUUGAUCUGUUUGCAGUUGAUCAGGGAAUCUUCUCCAAAACUAGGGAGGUCUUCUUUGUCUUUCUCGUCGUGUGGGAACGAUUUCUGAUAAAUCUUCUUCAUGAUACCCCUGCACAUGAACAAAACGUCUCUUUUCUUUUCUCUUUGUCGAUAACAAGAUCCUCUUGCUGUACAAAAGAUUCUCUUAACGGAUAUAACCAAGACGCGAGGUGUUAUUGGGGCCCAAAGGACGGCGGGAUGGGAUAAUUGUGAUUCGGAACUCUGGAUGAAGCGGGAGGCCAGGGACAUCUUUUGCAUGAGCCAUUUGCAUUUUUGGAUUUAUUUAUUCUUUUUGACCCUCGAUGUAGGGGUUACCCGGCAUUACGCCCAGUCGAAACCUUUUCUAUUGUAUGUAAUACUAUUACAAGGUACUCUUGGAUGGGAGGGAGGAGCGGCGUAAUGAGAGCAUCAAACAACUAGGGGGAGGUAGAGGCCUUCGAGAUGGAGGCCGCUGGCUGAGGAGAACCCAGCAAGGUGUUGUGAGAGCCACAGUCCAAGUCGGUGAUGGGAUAGACCAUCGCGCGAUGACUGAAUACAUAGUCACUC
Messenger RNA from Colletotrichum scovillei, 4292 nucleotides. RefSeq lists its product as uncharacterized. The transcript has a single exon. The record is from RefSeq and is a predicted model, not a curated record. The coding region runs from base 905 to 3712 and encodes 935 amino acids. Lineage: Eukaryota; Fungi; Ascomycota; Sordariomycetes; Glomerellales; Glomerellaceae.